Molecule: messenger RNA, 1376 nt
Organism: Dipodomys spectabilis (banner-tailed kangaroo rat)
Lineage: Eukaryota; Metazoa; Chordata; Mammalia; Rodentia; Heteromyidae
Gene: Vsig8
Product: V-set and immunoglobulin domain containing 8
Exons: 7
Coding region: 1-1248 (415 amino acids)
Cellular component (GO): intracellular anatomical structure
Source: RefSeq, a predicted model, not a curated record
AUGGGAGUUCGAGGAGCAUUCCACCUUCUACUCGUGUGCCUGAGCCCAGCACUGCUGUCUGCUGUGCGGAUCAACGGGGAUGGCCAGGAGGUCUUGUACCUCGCAGAAGGUGAUAACGUGAGGCUGGGCUGUCCCUACAUCCUGGAUCCUGAGGAUUAUGGCCCCAAUGGGCUAGACAUUGAGUGGAUGCAGGUCAAUUCAGACCCCUCACACCGAGAGAAUGUAUUCCUUAGUUACCAAGACAAGAGAAUCAAUCAUGGCAACCUUCCCCAUCUGCAGCAGAGGGUCCGUUUUGCAGCCUCAGACCCCAGCCAGUAUGAUGCGUCCAUAAACCUCAUGAACCUACAGGUAUCUGACACAGCCACUUACGAGUGCCGGGUGAAGAAGACCACCAUGGCCACCCGGAAGGUCAUUGUCACUGUACAAGCACGUCCUGCGGUACCCAUGUGCUGGACUGAAGGCCACAUGGCAAAGGGCAAUGAUGUGGUGCUAAAGUGCUUUGCCAGCGGGGGUUCCCAACCCCUCUCAUACAAGUGGGCCAAGAUCAGUGGCCACAGUCACCCCUACCGAGCCGGGUCUUACCAUUCCCAGCACAGCUUCCACUCUGAGCUCUCCUACCAGGAAUCUUUCCACAGCUCCAUCAAUCAAGGCUUUAACGGGGACCUGGUGUUGAAGGAUAUCUCUGCAGAGGACAAUGGGCUGUACCAGUGCACCGUGGCCAACCAUGUGGGCUACAGCGUUUGUGUGGUGGAGGUGAAGGUGUCAGACUCCCACCGUGUAGGCAUGAUCAUCGGCUCUGUGCUGGGCUCCUUGCUCAUGCUGGCGUGCCUGGCGAUGGGCAUCUGGGGGCUCAUCUGCUGCUGCUGCGGGGGCAGCGGCACCGGCGGCGCCCGCGGUGCCUUUGGCUACGGCAACGGCGGCGGGGUCGGCGGAGGGCCCUGUGGUGACCUGGCUAGUGAGAUCAGAGUGGACGCCGAGGCGCCGGGGUGCAAGGCCAGCGGGCGCGGCAGCCGCGUCACCCACCUCCUGGGGUACCCGACGCAGAACGUCAGCCGCUCCCUGCGCCGCCAGUACGCGCCUCCGCCCUGCGGGGGCCCCGAGGACGUGGCCCUGGUGCCCCGCGCCGCCGCCGCCGCCGCCCCCGCCUGCGAAGCGGGCCCCUCCCCGGUCUACGUCAAGGUCAAGAGCGCCGAGCCGGCCGACUGCGCCCAGGGGCUGCAGCAGGUCAAGGACGGUCUUGUAGUGUGAGCGCGCGUGGCGCUGCGCCGGGCUGCGCCCCGGCCGGGAAGGAGGGGUCGGGGCUCUCUGCCCGCAGCUGGGGACAAGUUGACACCGGUGCUGACCUCGCUCUCCCGGGGCUGACAGGCUCUGGGUGC